This is a messenger RNA of Aspergillus melleus, 933 nucleotides long. Its product is annotated as metalloendopeptidase WSS1. The record is from RefSeq and is a predicted model, not a curated record. The transcript has 3 exons. NCBI's taxonomy places the organism in Eukaryota, Fungi, Ascomycota, Eurotiomycetes, Eurotiales, Aspergillaceae. Bases 1 to 933 code for a protein of 310 amino acids.
AUGCGUGAAAUAGACCCCCUGAUCUUUGAAUAUCAGCAUGACAAGCACCGACCUAGAGAGUCGGAAGCUUUGCUGGCGCUUCGAAAAGUCGCGUCCCUGGUGAAACCUAUCAUGCGCCGAAGAGGUUGGAAAGUAGGCACGCUCUCUGAAAUGUACCCACGAGAUCGGAACCUCCUUGGUCUCAACAUCAAUGGCGGCCAGAAGAUAUGUCUUCGGUUGCGUUAUGCGUCCGACCAGCGACAGUUCCUUCCAAUCGAGCAUGUUGUAGAUACUAUGUUACAUGAGCUUUGCCAUAUUGUUCAUGGCCCCCACAAUCAACAAUUUCAUGCUCUUUGGAACCAGCUACGCGACGAGCACGAAGAGCUUGCUAUGAAGGGAUAUACCGGAGAAGGGUUCCUUUCACAAGGCAAACGGCUAGGCGGCCGGCGGAUGCCCGUGGACGAAGCUCGCCGACAAGCACGAGCAGCUGCGGAACAGAGACGGGCGCUCUCCGCGGGGUCCGGACAGCGACUGGGUGGCGCCCCAGUACUGCGUGGAACUGACAUGCGCAGGGUGAUAGCUGACGCCGCACAGCGACGUAUAGAAGUUACCAAGGGUUGUGCAUCGGGAGCUGAUAACAGCGCUGAUCUCGCAGAAGAAGCCUCUAGAAACGGUUUUUUGACAAAAGCCGAGGAGGACGAUGCAAAUGAGCGGGCUAUCAUGGAAGCUUUUAUUGACCUAAUUGAAGAGGAAGAGCGGGAAAGAUACGGGCCUUCUUAUAUACCCCCGACUCAAGAUAACCCGGCUGGUCCUCGAUCAAAUCCUUCUCCCCCGCCUGAAUACCCCCAAGCGGCCUUUGGGAUGGGUAUGCAGUUUCUGCAGCACCUUCAUGGAGACCGAAUGGUGGACGUGUUCGAAUUGUGGGACGAUGAAGCCGUCAUCAUAAUCCUCUGA